Astyanax mexicanus (Mexican tetra) is the source of this 2197-nucleotide messenger RNA. RefSeq lists its product as uncharacterized. Gene Ontology annotation, molecular function: DNA-binding transcription factor activity; RNA polymerase II cis-regulatory region sequence-specific DNA binding. Lineage: Eukaryota; Metazoa; Chordata; Actinopteri; Characiformes; Acestrorhamphidae. The transcript has 2 exons. The record is from RefSeq and is a predicted model, not a curated record. Gene Ontology annotation, biological process: regulation of transcription by RNA polymerase II. The coding region runs from base 185 to 1348 and encodes 387 amino acids.
UGGGCCUCAGUCUGGCUCUGGCGCCGCCUCGUGGUCGGUCUGAUUCCGCUCUACGCCAGAGAUUCAGAGCGCUGAGAACCGGAAGGCGGUCAGUGCAGCUGCUCGGUAGUCGCUCUGUUUGUUUGCGGGGAUCCGGGUCACAGCGCUUCUACAGCGGGGAGCGGAGCUCCUCCCUCUGGCUGAAAUGUCGAAGAUGGAGUUGCUGAACUCCUAUCUGACCGAUCGGCUCUCCGUCGCUGUGCGGGAGAUUCUGGAGGCGGUGGAAGCCACAGUGACGGAGUACCGCAAGGAGAGCGAGCAGACCCGCAUCGAGAACCACGAACUCCGGGAGCAGCUGAGGGACGCGCUGGGCAGGGCCGAGGCAGCAGAGCGGGCUACAGCAGAAGCAACCCACAGUGCUUUUAAGUCUGUCUCAGAAGAAAUUUCUUCCUGUGAGCCACAGAUCUGGAACUCCUGCCUGGAGAAGCAAGAAGAACUGCAAGAGGAGCAGAAGGACCAGAAUCAAGACGGGGAUUGGAGUAAUAGUUUAGUUACUAAUGAGGAGAAACCACACACACUGGAAACAGCAUACACCUGCAAAACAGAAAGAGAUUCUUUAAAAGAGGGAUCUCACGCAGAGUCACUAACCUCUGCAGCCACUCAAGAGCACCAAUCUGAGCAGGACUUAGAUGUGUCCUUGCCUGCUGUUAAACUGCACAGAGUAAAGAUUGAACCGGAGGAGACAGAGAUUCCACUGACUUUACCUGACACUGAUGAUCCUUUACACCUGGUGCAUUCCUUCAGUCCUGAAACCUCUCAGAGGACCCUCAGUCCCAGCAGAGUCUGUCACAAUGCCCCUCUCUCAGAUGCCCACAUGGCUGAAAUAGAAGAGCACAUCAUGGCUCAUCCAGUACCAUCAGGUGUUUCAGAGAACAUAACAAAUAAAGUCCAAGGAAAUGCACCUUAUAAGUGCCCACAUUGCAUAAACACAUUCAGUGAUCUAAAAACGCUACAGAUCCACCAGCAAGCUCAUGAACAAGCUUUCGGCUGCACCUGGUGCAAAAAGGGCUUUUACAACUCAUCAGACCUCCAGCGGCACAUGCGCACACACACAGGUGAACGGCCGUUCGGCUGUACCUGGUGCUCCAAGGGCUUUUUUAAGACAGAGGAACUCAGGCGGCACCUGCGCACGCACACGGGUGAGCGACCGUACUGCUGCACCUUGUGCUCCAAAAGCUUCACCCAGAGGGGCAACCUGUGGAGGCACAUGCGCAUCCACACUAGAGAGAAGACCUACCAGGGUGCAUACUGGUCACGGAGCUUCAGUGAUGGCCAAACGCUAAAAAAACACCAGCGCAAACAUUUGUAAGAGUACUACUGCUGCUUUCUCUGUGAAAGACUAGAGUUUCACCUUUUUUCAUUGAUCAAAUAAAGAUAAUAAAGUGAAUGGCAAAGUUGUUUAUACAUUUAUAAACAGCGUGGGCUGGUACCAGACAUACUGAAAGACUAAUUUGUAAUCCUUCUUGUGUAUCACUUCUUAUAAUAAUAUAUAGCUGCUGUAAUCUGAAUAAUAAACUUAGCUUGGUAGGCUACAAUCCCUUCUAGGCAAUUAGCUCAGAGUAGCUUAUCUACCCCAGCUAUCAAAUUAGUGCCCAUUCCACCAGUAGAAAGUCUAUCCAUUUUAUCUUCCAGCUUUUGACUGCAGCUUUUAAUUCCAAGUCUCAUUCUGUGUUCUGCAGGGUACUCUUCUUGGUUUGCUAGAAUCCUUUCCAUAAGUCAAACAAAGAUUACAGAUAUAAUCCCAAAUGCCCUCAAUUGUAAUAAUGGAGUCACACUUUAUUCACACAGUGUUUUUUAAUAUAUAUACAGGUUUAUUUACAUUUACUGGCAUUUCUCUUUCAGUAAAAUUACUAAGGUUGUGCCAAUAUAUUGUACGGUGGGUUUAUAAUGCAGUUAUCAUGACACCUACCAAAGCUUACAAAAGUUUGAAAACCGUAACUGAUAUAAAAAUCUGAGCAGGUCUCACACUUAACGUGAGGUCUCAAAUAUCUGAACAGAUCACACAUUAAAAACAGUCCCCUACACUAGUGAUGAAAUUAAUGACUAUAAAUAAAUACAUUUAUUUAAGUGAAAAUAAAAUUUUAAUUAAAUAAAUUGAGAAUUAGCAUAAUUUUCUAUGUAGCUGAAACAUAAAAUAAAAUAAAAAAAGUUUAAUGUU